Molecule: messenger RNA, 1638 nt
Organism: Cooperia oncophora
Lineage: Eukaryota; Metazoa; Nematoda; Chromadorea; Rhabditida; Trichostrongylidae
Source: the annotation of a GenBank genome assembly
AUGGCGCCUGCUUUCACGGACCUCGCUGCAAGAGACGAUUCUGCCAUCACUAAAGGCCCCGGAGAUCACCAGCGAAGGGAGCGUAAUGAACAGGGCGCGUUCCUCGUCACUGAAAUUGAGGAGAAAUUUGGCUGUUUUGAUUGGCUUCGUCUACGUGAUCUCCCUAUCACCUUCAUCUCUGACAUGGUACACUGUAUUCAGCUAUAUGGGGAACUAAUCACGAAUUCCCAGCAAGAACCGAAACGGCAUGAUGAUGUAACGAAAGUUUCUCCACAUCAAAGUACUGCGGAAAUCAGAUUAAGGGAGCUGUACAAAGGCGAAGCUGUCGACGUUUCUGACGUGUCGCAGGAGAGCUGUGAAGAAGAGUUGUUCACUUGUAGCAAAAAAGAGAGAAAUGACGCAAGGUCAGUCUUAUUGCGCGACCAGCCCGAAGAUUCAAAAGAUUCGAGUGUAGCAGAUUAUCUUCAACCGCCCCAAUCUCACUCUUCUAGGUCAGACUCAAUCCCGUCUUCAUCUAGAGACUCCAUUGAAGAAAAACCUCAGAUAGGACCAAACACCGACUCCAAGUUUGAAAAUGAAAUGUUCAAGGAGAUCCCAAUCACGGACCUCUUACAGAGUGAGAAUUCUACCGAAAAUGUGUGUGCAUGUCAAUCAGGAAACGGCGCGCUCAACAAUGGUGAUGUGGAACUUGAAUACUAUUACGACCCAGAGUUUGACCAGGAUAACGAAGAAAGGAGUGAACGUGUUGACGACGUUGAUUUCGACUGCAAUGAAGAUCUCAGUGAUGGAAGUGCUAUCAGCGGCCAAGAUGAAUACCGUCCAAGGAAAUGUCCUACGAAGCAAAACGUCAGAAAGAAAUGGAACCUUUCUGCCUCAGCAUUUUCGGGUCGACAGGAAUUGACAGGCGAAAUAAGACUGAACAAUAACUUCACCCCGAUCUCAGCGAUGUUCGGUGCAUCAUCCCGCGAACUUCUCAGUCAUUCCCAUACGGGUUCUGGAAAUGAUGAGGUCAGAUCUGUGCUAAAAGCGGUGCAAAUCUCGAAGCGCUUCACAACGUGCUCAUCAUUAUACCUGAGAAACGAAAGAGAGCCAUUCGUGGAUCGACUGAUCACCGUGGGUGAGAAGUGGCUUUUUCCUAACAGCAAAGGCCAUCUGAAGACAUUCGAGUGUCAACCGGUGCUGCUCCGUGUGUGGUGGUCAGCCGAUGGAGUACUGUUUCAUGCGUUCCAUCGUGCUACCGAAGCGAAAUCUGCAGAAGUUUUCUGUCACCAAAUCGAGUACGUGCACAAGGAACUGUCCAAGAAUUUGCCCAAGGGGCAAGAUACAGGAGUCAUUCUGCUUCAUGACAACACUCGAUCAUAUGUGACACGGGACUCGAUACUGCAAUUAGCCAAAUUCGGUUUUGAAGUCUUAUCAUAUCCAGCGCAAUCUCCUGAUCUCUUACCUUCUAGUUUUUAUUUCUUUAAGCAUCUCACUGAUUUCUUGGCGCCAAGGAAGCUUGCUGAUAGAACCGAUUUGGAAUGUGCUGUAUUUACUUUCUUGGAAUCUAGACCACCAGAAUUCUAUAGAGACGCUUUUAGUGAGCUUGUUGUACGAUGGCAAAAAUGUAUUGAGUGCAAAGGGAAUCACUUUUCUUGA